CAAGGUAGAACUUCUAAUGGGGGAGUUCGGGUAAAUACGAUGUAAGUUUGAGUGAGAAAUUUUCCCCCAAAAAAGAGAGUUUGUAAUACAGGGUACAGAGUACAAACUACUAGACUAGUAGGCACGAGGCAUAUCAAACAUACGCACGAGGCCUCUCUGCCGUAGGAUAGAUCUCUUCGCUCGAGAUUGGUGACCUCCUUCAAUCUUCCUCACAUCGGUUGCCGGACACUGCUCAAGCUUGUUCUGAUCACGGUCCCAACCUCAGUUUCCCUUGAAGAGAACAAAAGCAAGGGGAAUCCUUGGUUCAGAUCCGGACCCUUUAUGUGUACGAAAGUUCAAGUAUGAUGAACCUAAUGGCAAGCACCUUGGGUGAAGGAUUUGGCUUCAUAGAGAGUGAGAAGGGUUCUAAUGGUCGAACUUUGGAUGAGCAUGAAACAAAAGAAGAUGAGAUUUUGGAUUUUUGUGAUUCACAAGUACAUAGGAAUAAUGAGAUGACACUGGAAGAAGUGUCUAUAGAGUUAACACCAAAUGAUAAACCCUUAGAACCGUACAUUGAAAUGUCAUUUAAUUCAGUAGAUGAUGCAAGGGAGUUUUAUAGUUCAUAUGCAAAACAUAUAGGUUUCACAGUACGCACAAAUCGUAUUCGACAUUCGCAGAAAAACAGGACAAUUAUAGCUCGGGACUAUGUUUGCUCGCGAGAAGGUUUUCGUGCAGCAAAGCAUACACUUAGAAAAGAUAGAGUUCUUCCACCAAGGCCCAUCACAAGAGAAGGAUGUAAAGCAAUGAUACGGGUAGCUGUGAGGGAUGGUGGUAAAUGGGUUGUCACAAAGUUUGUACCUGAGCACAAUCACAAUCUAAUGACUCAAAGUAAAGUACCAGGUCAACGACCCAGUAUGAGUGAGGUAAGUUCGAGAUCAGCUGUUAUAGACAAUUGCAUUUAGUAAUAAUCCACCAAUAUUCUUUUCCCUCUUUUGUAUAGCUUAUAACUGAAAUUAGGGUACCAUAAUAGAAUAUCAAUUUUACUGUGAAAAAUUGAUGUCAUUUUCAUUUUCCUAGUCCUAAUACCAAUGAACAGUAUAACAAACUUCAUUCUUUUUAUUCUUUAUUUGUUUCUAUUUCCACACUAGCAUGUCUACUUGGACGUGCAUUUUAUACUUGCACUUCAUUUUCCUUAGUAGUUGAUGGCAUUCUUAAAGAGAAAAACUGAGUGACACGGGGGUCAGUGAACCAUGCUAACCAGGCAUGGUUCAUUUCACAUUUUUACCCUUUACAUCUACUUGUUGGACUUUAGUUUAGGAGCAAAAGGUAAUUUUCCCGUCUUUUCUUAUUCCUUCUCAAUACCCAAUAAUGAUGGACAAAUUUUCUUCUUUCUUGCUCGUCUCUGCAAAUCCUACCUUCUUUCUUUUCACAACUCUGGCGAGCAGUUCCAGCAGUACCGGAGAGCAGUUCUGCUGAUUCAUGGUGGGUUCAGUUAGUGGAUUCAGGUUAAGGUUUCAUAGUGGAUUUAUGUUGGAUUCCGGUGUUAGGUUUAACAUUUUCGGAGUAGGUGUUAAACUGGCCACAGUUUUAUCGGUUGAGGUUCAAGUUUCAUAAUUUUCAUGAUUUAGGGGUUUCAUAGUUUAAAGUUCGAGAUUAAUGGUUUUAGGUUUAAGGUUUCACAUUUUCCGGCAUUUUAAUGGUGUUUUCUAGCAAUUUCAGUUUAAUUGUUGGUGAUCUUUUUUUUUUUUUUUUUUUUGCUAACAACGGGUAUCCAAGCCUUCGGCCUUACUAUUCCCAUCCCACAGGUCCAUACUGACCCCACAACCACAUGGACGGGGUCAUAUCGGGGUUGGAUGAGAACUAUUCAACUUUCACUGAAAGCAGUGAAAUGCACUAAACACCCUCGUGUGAGUGGCCCCAAGGAGGUAAGAGGACUCGAGCUCAGAACCACAUGCUUCUUGAGACGAAGGUCCCUUGCUAACUCGGCCACCCUCUUGGGGUUUGGUGAUCCUCACAAAGUACACGGAGUGGGUGUUGCUUAUUGCUCCUCUUAUAAAAGGAGAACUAAGCAUAAUAUAAAAUGCUUCAAUCCUUUUUUUGGGGGGGGGGUGUUAGGUCAUCAAAAUUGAUGGUGUCAAGAAUGAGGGACUUGAAUAUUGAAGAAUCAGCUUCAUACCAGCACCCACAAUGAAGCCACUCAAUGACUCAAUUUAUUAAACAUUCAACAAUGCAUUACUUACUAACCUCUUCCACAGCAUCUUUGGCCACAUCAAGAUUUGGUGCCAGUUUGGUUAUAACCUCAUUUAUGGAUCUCAUCAAAUCAUUCUAUACCCUAUAAUCCUAUAAUGCAAGCGUAAUGAGGUCCGGAUUCAAAUAAUAUGUUGCACAUGGUUUGUUAUUGAUGUUACUAUACUAAUAAAGUAAUAAUUAAAUAGUUAACUAGUAAUUGUUCAAAAUGAAGGAUAAUUCAUUUACUAUAGAGAUUACCUGCCUGAUGAAUGUCUUGAACCAAUAUCCUUUCCCAUCAGUCUUAUAUAAGUUUCAAAAACAUUUUGCUUGACCGUGGGUUCUCAUCAUAUAUCUUCUUCUUGAUGAUUCCCAUCGUAUAUACACUAUAUUGCUCGUAGUCUGCACCUUAUCUCCAUCAACUUGUCUAAGAAUAACAAAGAAUGGGUGCAUAAUCUGAGUAAGUCGUUUCACUAUUUCCCAAAACUUUGUUGAAGUGAUUAGAUCUUGAACAUUUUUGCUAAUUUCAGUGUUUGAAUGUCUACUAGCUAACCACUCAUCAGAGGUGAAUGCCUUAAGCAGCCCAUCUUUUUGAGAUUCGAUACUAUCUAGUGCAACAUACUUUGUGGCAAAUCGUGUUGCUGCGGGCCUCACUAAAUCACUUUUUCGUGUACUUCCUCAUCAAUGCCAACACCCUUUUGUGAUUAUAAAUGAAGUUGGUGAUUGUUUUUUGCAUCAGAAACCAACUUCUACACUUUAGGCAUUUCAUCAAUGUCUCUGAACAUAAAAUUAAUACAAUGGGCGGCACACGGUGUCCAAUAUAUGUCGGGCCUCUUCAUCAUAUGCAAGUAACCAGCCUUUUUGAAAUUUGUAGCAUUGUCAGUCACUACCUAGACGACAUUUUCUUCCACUCUCCUCCACAACAUGAUCCAUUGAGUUGAACAAAUAACGUGCAUCCUUGAUAUCUUUUUUAGAUGAAUAAAUAAUUCAUUACCAA
Messenger RNA from Macadamia integrifolia, 3202 nucleotides. RefSeq names its product protein FAR1-RELATED SEQUENCE 5-like. The transcript is spliced from 2 exons. The record is from RefSeq and is a predicted model, not a curated record. NCBI's taxonomy places the organism in Eukaryota, Viridiplantae, Streptophyta, Magnoliopsida, Proteales, Proteaceae. The coding region runs from base 342 to 941 and encodes 199 amino acids.